Molecule: messenger RNA, 555 nt
Organism: Fraxinus pennsylvanica
Lineage: Eukaryota; Viridiplantae; Streptophyta; Magnoliopsida; Lamiales; Oleaceae
Source: the annotation of a GenBank genome assembly
AUGGGUAAACAACGUUGGACACCUACAUCUAUACAAUUGCAAAUUCUGGAAUUUAUAUAUGAUCAAGGGGAUACAACUCCGAGGAAAUCCCGAAUCACGGAGAUAAUAUCUGAAUUAUCGUUGUAUGGUUCAACUUCUGAAGUGCAAAUCUAUAAUUGGUUUAGGAAUAAACAUGCUCGUUUAAAAAGAUCUACAAAAUUACAAGCAUCAAAAGAGGAUAAAAAGUUUAUAGUGUCUACAUCUUCAACUCGACUAAGCCAAACUAGGCAUUAUUUUAAGUCUACAGGUUCCAUUGAUGAGUGUAUGUCUGAAUUAUCACAUACAUUUGUUGAUGAAAGUUUUCAUGUAAAUAUGGAAUCUGAAAUUGAAUCUGACGAUGAUGUGCAAUCAGUAUCAGAAACAAUUGAUGGAAGAGGCAUACAAAGGGCCGGAACAUGUUUGAGCAUCGGGUCGGAAGGGCUAGUCCAUCGGUCACCUCUUGGAUCUCGAGGUCUAUCUAGGGCGAAAGGAACUCAAUCAGCGGCUGCUGGAUGUAGAUUCUCAGGCCAUACGUGA